CACCCGUCCUCCGUCUCUGAGAUUACUUUCAGGCAUACACUCUACGUGUAUUAAUGGUGGCAAAAGGGGUUUAAUGAGCAUAAAUCCAAAGCCCCUAACAAACAAUUUUUCGUCUCCUGUCUGUGGUCAUCGUUGCCUUUUUCCUCUUAAAUUUCACUCCAAUUAAUUAACACCAGUACAAAUUUAGGAACACCAUGGAUGCACCAUGUACAAUCCUUAACCUCUUCUUUCACCAAAUCUUUGCUAAAUAUAGAGAUAGCUUUAAUCCACCCUACUACAACCAACAAACACCCCUCGCUGUUCAAAAUUUCCUAAUGCUAGAAAAAGAGCGAAUGGAGAGAAACGGUUAUGGUAUGCUGGCGGAAAACCCCAUCGCCGCGACGAAGGAAGGUGGCGACUUCACCGCUGCUCCUGCUGAAGUCAGCCGUCGGCGCAAGCCCGUGAUGAAGAAGGAUAAGUGUUUUAUUAAGAAGAAACGGAUGUCCGACAGUGACGAUGCCUAUGUUCCUCCUCCUCUCCCACCAAAUAUUACAGAGCGUGGGAGGUUAGCAUUUCUGUUCUACAAGAAGCUGCAUAAAAGUGAUGUUAACAGUAUCGGCAGAAUCGUAUUGCCAAAGAAACCAGCAGAGGCUCACCUUCCUGUGCUCUUAAAAAACGACAGUGUCAUUUUGCAAAUGAAUGACCUGAACACUGGGGAUGAAUGGUCAUUCAAGUUUAGGUACUGGCCAAAUAACCGCAGCCGCAUGUACGUGCUUGAGGGCACAGGGUCAUUCACCAAGAAGCAUGGACUGGAAGCGGAUGACUAUAUACUGCUAUACCAGGAUUUGGUGGAUCAAAACUAUUUGAUUCGGGCUAUUAGAAGUGGCUACGAAUAUGAGGAAUACAAAAAAGAAGCAACUGAAGUUGAGGGAAACAAGAAGGAUGAUGCUGAUUUGAUGAAUCAAGCUGUGGCUGGUGGGCUUGAGUUUAAUUAUAAUCUCCCUGACACUGACCAGCCUACCAACUUCCCAAACAUGGAUGGUGAUGGUGGUUGGAGUUUGAUGAAUGAUGACUGCGACAUCUACUUUAAUGAGAUCAUCAACUCAUUCAGUAGUUCAUGGGAUGAUGAAUUCAUGUACCCACCACCGAUUCAACAGAUUACUUCUUUUGAAAACCUGUCCAGUGAGGAUCUCUCCCAGGUAUAAAUGCAUCUGCAACCCAACGUACUAAAAUAAUCAAUCAGCAU
This is a messenger RNA of Lactuca virosa, 1225 nucleotides long. The record is from the annotation of a GenBank genome assembly. NCBI's taxonomy places the organism in Eukaryota, Viridiplantae, Streptophyta, Magnoliopsida, Asterales, Asteraceae.